AUGGAUUCUUCCAAAUACACUUCUGACCAGGAGUCAUUUGAUGGGAGUCUUUUGAACACAAGCAGCAACUCUCGUCUCUUUCAUGUAUACCAUACUCUAUUGCACAAUGAUUACACCGUGACUUCGGACGGCAAGGAACCCCUUUUCUUCGUGGAUAAUUCGUGUUUCACCCCAAAGAAGCCUGACCUCACAUUCCAUGCGGGCACUGAUAAGAAAGCCCCUAUUGUGGGUGUCUCCAAAUUCCUACAUUUUUCAAGACAUAUCAAAGUAGGGCUCGGUGACCCGCAGAGUAUCAAUCACGUUGAGUGGGAGGACCUUGUCUCUCAAAACAUCAGAUGCAACAAAUACCGCUGGCAAAUGACCGUCCGAGGUGCCUCCGGAGCAGAACGACGGUCUUUUAUGUGGAAGAGAACACACUCUGUUGCGGUUGAGGGCUCCUCCGCUACCAAAUGGAGUAGCCGCAACUUCAAGCUGGUCGAUGAGCAAACCGAUCAGAUUGUUGCAAUAUUUACGAGCACUGCAUUUAAAAGUGUCAAGAAAAGUGGCAAACUCCAAAUCGACUCGGCGAACUAUGGCAAGGAGUUUGACCUGAUGGUCCUCAUUACUGGGCUUUCUUUGUAUGAGAAACAAAGGCGGCGCGACAAUAGCCAUGGUGGAGGUGGUGGCGGGGGCGGUGGUGGAGGUUAA
Messenger RNA from Aspergillus bombycis, 687 nucleotides. RefSeq lists its product as uncharacterized. Lineage: Eukaryota; Fungi; Ascomycota; Eurotiomycetes; Eurotiales; Aspergillaceae. The coding region runs from base 1 to 687 and encodes 228 amino acids. The transcript has a single exon. The record is from RefSeq and is a predicted model, not a curated record.